AUGCCAGUGACGGAAAUCAAUACUUGUCCCUCAAAUAGGGGAACACAAUCUUCAAGCUUAAAUGUACAAACAACCGAAACUGAAACUGAAACUGAAACUCAACCUCAACCUCAACCUCAACCUCAAGCUCAAGCUCGAGUUGAGGACGAACUACCUACUCAACAACAGCAACUUCAACAAUUUUUAAAAUUACAGCAACUACAACAAUUAAAGGAAACGAAAUCGUAUCAUGAUGAUACUAGCUUGACCAAUGACGCUCAAUUUCACAUAAAUACUCCUCAUGACUGUAUCCACAGUAAAUCGCUUCCCUUUAUAGAUUCACUGAGUAAUCCCAUAUAUGCAAAUAAUCAUGAUAUACCAAACAAACGUGCCAAUACUUUGAAUAGUAGUAGCCCCACUACGCUGUGUCCUAUUGCAUCAACUCAUAUACAUCCACCAACUUUUACCACCACCACCACCACCACCACAACCAUACCCGCCACCACCAUACCCGCCAACCUCUCGCAUCAAGCGAUAACCUCAAAAACAAUUUCAAAACCACAAAAAAAACCAGUUAGGAGGUACAAUCUUGAUUACUUCAACUCAUUCAGUAAUUUGAAUAUCUUGACCAAAGGACAUCAACAGCAGCGUUUCCACUCGGAGUCACCAUUAUUUUAUUCACAAUAUUUACAACCAAAUGCACAAUUUGUCGGGGAACAACAAUCGGGUAAAUCAAGAUUUCUCAUUAAAGUCGAGUUUAAAACUGUCGAUUUGUAUAAUUCAAUGGUUACCGGUUUUUUACAAAUAAAUGGAUUAACUAAAGAUCAUUCGGAAAUUACAACAUAUUUCAAAGGAGAAGUUAUCAAUAAUCCACUAAAUACCCCAACAUCUCGCCACCACCAUUACCAGAAACCGCUAUUGAAAGGUUACUCAUUUAUGUCAGAGAAUAAGGAAUGGGGAUCUUAUCCCCAAAAUGAUUUGGAACAUUGGAAAAAAUUGACAAAUUCAUCAACAUUAUCUACAGAACAGUUCAAGUCAAAAUUGGAAAACAUCCAUCGUGGCGAUAUUAAUGAAGCUAUGAAUAAGGAUCGAUUAAUUUAUAUGAGAUGGAAAGAAGAGUUUUUAUUACCAGAUUCAAGAAUUAAACUGAUUCCAAAUGCAUCAUUUGAAGGAUUCUAUUAUAUCGUUUUGAAUAUCGGUGGUGGUAAGUCACAUAAUAAUGGAUUCAAAAGUGGCUCAAUCAGUGGGUUAUACUAUCAUAAUUCUUCUGAGAAAUUCCAAUCUUUAUCAUUACAACAUGUUGUAAACCAUGGCGUUUCAGGAGUAUUUGACUUUAAUUAA
Molecule: messenger RNA, 1320 nt
Organism: Lodderomyces oxycetoniae
Lineage: Eukaryota; Fungi; Ascomycota; Pichiomycetes; Serinales; Debaryomycetaceae
Product: glucose-induced degradation complex subunit
Exons: 1
Coding region: 1-1320 (439 amino acids)
Biological process (GO): protein targeting to vacuole; proteasome-mediated ubiquitin-dependent protein catabolic process; protein catabolic process in the vacuole
Cellular component (GO): GID complex
Source: RefSeq, a predicted model, not a curated record